Messenger RNA from Aspergillus niger, 3030 nucleotides. RefSeq lists its product as uncharacterized. Lineage: Eukaryota; Fungi; Ascomycota; Eurotiomycetes; Eurotiales; Aspergillaceae. The transcript has 8 exons. The coding region runs from base 1 to 3030 and encodes 1009 amino acids. Gene Ontology annotation, biological process: exocytosis; Golgi to plasma membrane transport. Gene Ontology annotation, cellular component: exocyst. The record is from RefSeq and is a predicted model, not a curated record.
AUGCUAACAUUACUGGCUCCCGUCAUAGAUGUCCUGCAAAUGGUUCAACGAGAAUGGGACUUUGUGGCCUCCGAAAACUGUGUUCCUGUACAAGUCGCUUUGCAGUUGAUGGAUACCAGUACCUUGGGGAAAGCCGAUCGCGAGCCGGAUUUCAUAAGAAUCAAUGAUAAAAUACAAAGGACAUUGAAGUCCGUUGUCAAUGAACAUCACCAGGGUUUCAAUAGUUCCAUUGGUACUUACCAUAAGAUCCAGUCAAGCAUACAGAGCUCACAAAGCCGAGUCCGCACAUUGAAGAUCUCGCUGGAAGAGGCGAAAUCCGGGUUGUUGUCGACUAAGCCCGAGUUGAAGGGAUUGGCUACGUCGUCACAGAAAUAUGACGACAUUAUCCAAUUAUUCAGCCAGAUACAAGAAAUUCAAUCUUUGCCCGAGAGACUAGAGUCACGAAUUUCGGACAAACGAUUCCUUGCGGCUGUGGAGGUAUUGCAUAACGCUUUGCGGCUUUUGCGGCGCUCUGAACUCGAGAAUAUUGGAGCUCUCGCAGAUAUUCGCGCCUAUUUUGGAAACCAAGAAGCAUCUCUUACGGACAUUCUGAUAGAGGAGCUACACGACCACCUCUACCUCAAAUCCCCCUACUGUUCAAGCCGCUGGAAACCACCAGCUGCUGAUGGUGAAGGAAAUGGGGCCCACCCUUCCAGCUGGACUGGAACAAGCUCAUGGGAGAGACCCGUUUAUGCAUUUCUUGGGAAGUUGGACGCAUCCACGCCUAUGGUCGAAGAUGCUUCGCGAAACCUGGAGGCCGACACAUUUUACUACAUACAACUGCUGAUAGAAGCGCUAAACAAGAUGGGACAUUUGGACAUCGCAGUUGAUAGGAUAGAACAACGCCUGCCUGUUGAACUGUUUGCCGUUGUUGAUAAAACUAACGCCGAGAUUGAUGCAAGGUAUCCAAACAACACCCGCGGCUUUGCCUCACAAGAUAGCAAGUCAAAUCUGCCGACAGAUAUAAUCGAAAAACGCGGUCAUGUGCUAUCCGAGUUUCUGUGGACCUUGUAUGCUAAAUUCGAGGCUAUUGCUGAAGGUCAUCGUGUUGUCCAUGAUGUUAUUGCAGCUAUCGUGGAACGCGAAGGGAUACCAAAGGGCAGUGCGCUCGCAGGUGGGUUCAAGGAACUUUGGAAGCUUUACCAAAGCGAGAUCCGGUCCCUCAUGCAUGACUACCUGGCGACGGAUGGAGAGUCAUCAUUCCGGCCUCGGCUCGAAGAGACCGAAACGAAACGACAACUUUACACAGGGCAGAGAGACAAGAACAAGAAAAUGUUUAAAUUGUCCGAAACGGAUCAUACUUCCGAAAUCCAAGCCGAACAAAAUGAGUUGGACGAGAUUCUCAGGUCUUCUGUUCCUGGCUUGGUCACCAAAUCAAGCCAGAAAACCGCUAUCAUUGAUGCAUCCGACGCCAGACAAGGAAACUCGGGAACUGGACAUAAGAUCCUCAUAGAGCCAAGCGUUUUCAACAUGAGCCUCCUUCUUCCUCCUUCACUAUCAUUCAUUCAGCGACUGAAGGAAAUUGUACCUGUGGAUUCCGAUAUUGCCAUGAGUACAUUGACUUCCUUCCUAGAUGACUUCUUGGUCAAUGUUUUCCUUCCUCAGCUAGACGAAACCGUGACAGACCUCUGCACUCUUAGCUUUAUCUCGCCGGAUGCUUUCACAGAGGACCCUCACUGGUCUGGAGUCUCUCCCCGGCCGGUCUUCAGGGGUACGGUCAAGUUUAUGUCGAUUAUUCGAGAAUUCAGUAAAAUGCUGUCUAGCAUCCCACAUGAUCAAGCUUUCACACAGCUUCUCCUUUCGCAAAUAGUGACUUACUACGACAAGUGUUGUGGAUGGUACAAAGCGAUCGUGACCAAAACAUCUCCGCGAGACAAUGGAGAAGUCCGACUGAAGGCUGCCGCGCGUCAUGCGGAAUCAGGCGACGUUCAUGACAUUAUCACUGAGUUAUGGAACGGAGUGACCGAGAACAAGCGGGAGCUCGUAGACAAGCCAGCCUCGGAUACGCGACAGGCUGAGUCCCGACCAGCUAAUCGCCGCUGGACUCUAAUUGGUGCCAUGAAACCAAAGUGUGAGGGCAUAAAUCAGCCAGUUUAUCUUCCUUUGAACCAAGAGACAGCGACUGUGUUCGAUACCACUCUUCAAUCUCUCCGCGAUUUUGCAUGCACUGCUCUCUUCGCCCUGCAUGUCGACAUCCGCUGCGGCAUCAUCCACAUGCUGAAGCGGACAAUGGAAGGCCCCAAGCCCCGGAACACACGAAGCUCGGAACCCACUACGCCAUCUCCAAGCUCGCUCGCCAGUUGGUGGCACAUUCUCUCAAACCAGCCAACUGCUGCGUCUCCUACGGUGCUUGAGCUGAACAAUGACUUGAUCGCGUUUGACACCAACAUCUCGUCCUACCUAGGACCAUCUGAGCGAUGGUUCAUCACGUCUGGGCUUGCUCGGUUCAUCGACCGUACUUUCGUCGCGAACACCUGCCAUAUUGGGGCUAUGAACGAGAAUGGCGCGCUCCGACUCCAGUUAGACGUGCUAGUGCUGCAACAAAAUUUGAAGAACAUCAUCAUAGACCCAACAGAUGGUGUACGGAAAGAUGACAGUUCUAGCCCACAACAGAACAGUGAGCAGAUCGAGGUGGUUGCUCUGCCUCGUAGCGCUAAAUUCCUUGAUUGGUUCCUGGAAGGUGCGGAGAAAGCCUUGGACUACGCCAAGGACGAGAAGGAAUCCUUUGCAGCCCACGGAGACCAAGCGCUGGCCGCUGGUAAUGGCGAACCGUUCACGUACGAUGAACUCAAGGUCCUCAUUGACCUUUGCUUUUCAGAUAUCCUCCUCGGCCCCCGAGGCGCGGAGAAUCGGGAGGAGUUCAUGGCAGCAAAGAAAGCCAGUGCUGAUGCGCUAUUGAGAUUAAACGAGGGUUGUGCUGGAGACACAGCCCACAAUGGAGGCCAUGCCUGGACGCUUAUGGCUUUCCGAUCGUGGACCCUACCUGAUUAG